Molecule: messenger RNA, 4620 nt
Organism: Scedosporium apiospermum
Lineage: Eukaryota; Fungi; Ascomycota; Sordariomycetes; Microascales; Microascaceae
Exons: 2
Coding region: 1-4620 (1539 amino acids)
Biological process (GO): regulation of transcription by RNA polymerase II
Cellular component (GO): mediator complex
Molecular function (GO): transcription coregulator activity
Source: RefSeq, a predicted model, not a curated record
AUGGAGGCCGGAGAAUAUACGACCAAUACUUUAAUACUUAAUAAUAUCUCCUCAAUCGCAUACCGAACCUACGAGCUCUCUGCCACCGAUCAGUACCAGUCGCAACCAAAUCCCACCGUUAUCCAAGAUGUCGAAAGCCUGUUCAGGAAUCAAGGGUGCAUCGCGCAUUUUGAUACCACGCGCCGAAUAAUAUGGCACUUCGGCGUCACCACGAGGGAAAAUGCAAUCUCCUCAUUCUCGAUUGGUCCUGCCCUUCCCGAGAACCUCGACAUCCCAGGAGUCACACUAUCACCCGUUGACGAUGGCUCCUUCGAGCCGAUGAGCCUAUCGAGGCCGCGACUUCCAGGACCACAAGGGAACAAUACCCCUACCGGUUCCCUUCCCGGAUCGUCAUUGCUAGACGCUGGGCUCCAGGUUAAGUCGGCUGCCUCUUUCAGCCCGGCUUCCAGCUCUUCGUGGGGUGUCGUCGAGCAGGAUGCGAAAUCUCUGUCGAUGUCUGGGAUUGAUCUAAAGGCUGCGUCCCUGGGCGCAAUCACAGUUAAUGAUGCCUACGAUAAUUUUAUCCUUGCACUGCUAGGCACGAUCCUUGCAGACUUCGUGAAGCGGACGGGCGCUACGCCCCUGGACAACCGUACGGUUCUUCUCUGCCCUAGUCAGCCGCUUGGGGAGAGCCAAGAUGCUACGAUAUCUGGCCUAUCUGCAACGGCGUCGUUCCGUCUCUAUCUUACGCCUACAGGAACUCUCAUAAUCAAUAUUGCCCUUCAUGCGGGAGAAGGACUAUUGUCUCUGAAUAAACCUCAAGUGUCUCUUUUCUCUUCGCCAUAUACGGAGACACCGAUACUCGUUGCCCCUUUUGGCGUACGGGCUUUCUCGCAAGGGGCCCUGGAUCUUGGAUUAUCGCAUCUCGAUACUGGCGUCGCCCAGACGCCUGAUACACAAAUCAGCCGCUUUCACGAUACGCGAUCGUCGCGCUGGCGGCAAAUUUGUUCGAGAUUGCUUCAGCUCAAAGGAAUACCCUCUCAGGUAUUAGAUUCCUGUCCUUGGAUAGCCAUUCGAGUUCCGCGACAGAAACUCUUUGAUCAGAGGGCGGACGGCAUGCCGCCUUCCAUCAUAACCACGUCGACUGCCAUCUCCUGGCCGGCUUGCCUCUGCUUCCGGCGACACAAUGCGAGCUUACCACCAGUGAGUCGACUCGGAGGGAACACACUCGUUGGCCGCGACGAAUCAUACGAUCCGUUAGAGCGUGCUAAGAGUUGGUUCCAGGAGGCGGCGGAACGGAACGAGGCAAUAGCGAAACGGAAAAAGGAGCGCGAAACACCCCGAGAAGCCGUAGACGCAGAAAACCGUUCCCGUCAACAGGUGAAUGGGAACUCACCGUUGGCUUUGCAGCGUGCAGGCAACGCGGCAGCCCUGGCGGCCGGCGUGAUGUACCCUACGCCUCCUGAUGCUAUCCAGAACCCGAGUGCCCCAACACCGAGUCUCGAUGGCGCUGUAAUUAGCCCUCACGCUCAGCCCCCUAGCCUUGCCAUCGUUGAUACGGAUGUGGUCAUGUCUAGUGCGGCCCCGCUCGGUGAUGGUGAUGCGUAUGCGGAGCGUGAUAGAAACGAGGCUCCCUACCUCACAGACGCCGAUCACUUAUUUGGUGACCUAGGCGGAGACAUGUUCCCGGAUGGAGAGCUUACAGAUGCAGACUUUAACUUCUUUGAUGAUCAGCCCGUCAGCAACGCCGUGGAUCUGGAUGUGGACAUGCUAACCGCGGAUAUUGCGAACCCGGACCCUCAAACGUCAAUCCCUGAAUCCAACCCCCGCCAAUUAGCAGACAUAUUACCUCCGCCACCACCCUUCCCGUCCGGGGGCAACAAUACGUCUGUCUCUGAUCAAUCCGCGGUCCAAGACUCUUCAAUCAAGAAGGAGUCGCCAGUUUUUGCAAAGCCGGAGCUCAGGCAUGCCAGGAGUGCCCUCGGAGAUGAGACCAAAGCCGUGUCCAAGACGAGGCCUGGUAGUACUAUAAAGAGAGAACACAGCCCCUUUGAUCCAGAUACUGUCUUCAAGCGGGUCCGAACAGCGGUCUAUAGACCCAAACGCCCUCCGACCUCCGCGCCGCUGAUAAGACGAAGGAGUGUCUACGACAAGGUUGAAUUCGACGUGACCCUGCCCCCGGUCACUAGCAAAUACGUAAACGGAGGCAAAUAUGCCUUUACAUGGUCGCCUACCAAAGAAGAUUUGAACCAUAAAGCGCCGCCAACAACCGAUUAUCUCAGACGCCACGGGAAGAACAGCAAGAAUCUAAAGGCGCUUCCCGAAAACCACGGAGCCAUGAUCGCGCGGAUAACGACUGGUCUGGAGUCUAGCUCUAUUCAUGCUAGCCCUACGAAAAUCGAUGUCCUCGCAGACGUGGAAUGCGAUGAUGGCAGUACAAUUUCCGACCAGGACGACACGAGCGUGUCGAGCGAGGAGGCAUUCUCGCCCAUCAAGUCUGCGGUGCCAAGACGAACGAAUAACGAAGAUGAUUUGAUCUCGCACGCAACAUCACUACGGGACGUCGAAGUUCCCGAUGACUCUGAUCCAAGCUUCGUCCUGGAACUACCUCGUCUUGGCCGAGCGGGAGCCUCGGAGAUGCCGGUGGCGAAGUUAUUCGCCGAUCCGGAACCGCUCGCUCUCCAGUUGUCGCUCCCCGAUGAAGACAUGGUGGCCAUCGCGCAGAUCUUGACGGAGCAGGCAGCGCUCGGCUCGUUGGAGAUACUCAGCGACGUCACCUUGCGCAAGCCGCCCGUGCCCUCCCCCGUCAAGCGCCGUCAGCUAGCUUCGCUGUCGCGACAGGCAUUGCAAGGAUUGCGUGAAUCUAUUCCGGCGAGCCUAGCGGGAGCUGUGGAGUGUCAGCUCCGAGCCUUCUCGGAGAUUCAGGACGGGACCCCAUCGCUCGGUCCCCCCAGCCGCCCGCUUCUCCAGCCGCGUCCCGUCCCCGGUCGGGAUUCGUCAAUACCCAUGCCUCCGACUGUAUAUCAGAUUCCGCCCCCACACCUCGAGCUGAAGCGGGCGGAGACAAGGCUUUCUGUCCUUCCAUCCGCCGUGUCGUUCUGGGAAAGUCUCGGGCUUGGGCCAUCGCUAGGCCCGAAGGACGUGCACGCCGUAUGCGUCUUUCCAGGAUGGGAUGGUAUGGCCGAUAGCGUCGACUUAUUCAUGGACCGUGCGAGAAGUGUUUACGAGUCUAUGAAACUUGGAAGCUUUGGCCGUCUUGCGUCGACAGAGAGCAUCUCCAAUGGGCUGGUCCGGUACGACGUGGAUAAAAUCUCGGUCACGCCGGGAACCGUUUUCCCGCGUAUCAGUUCAGCUCUUGCGGAGCGAGUAGAGCUUUUAUGCCAGGCCCUUAGAGGAUCCACGGAGUCGUCGAAGAACUUUGUUGUGUUCUUCAUAUAUUCGCCUGCCAAUCCGAGCUCGAUCGUGGAGGCGUGUACAUCAUUCCAGCAGCUCUCGGAAGCUUACAAGAGCCUGUUAACAGGCAAGAAUAGUGCCGUACCGUCAAACGAGCUAGUCCUCCAGCUCGUUCCGUCCGAUUUCGUCUGCGGGACGUCGUCCGUCGUUAUUCAGCCUCCUGCGGACAUGCUUAAGCUCUGCCUCGAGAUAUACGACCGGUGUACCUUAUUCAACGGGCCAGCGCCGGCGCCAGCCAUCAUGCUCGAGCAGGUGGCACCGCGCUUUAUAGACUUUAGCCUCGCGGCGACGCCGUCCGCAUCGGUUAUGCAUGAGAAUUCGUGCAUUCACGUGUCCUAUGCACGCAGCGUCAACGGACGAUGGGUUACGGCGGCGUGGACGGAUAGUCGAGGCAGCCAGCAGAUGACGGCUUCAUAUUGUCUUGGACGAAAGGGCCGGCCCCUCGCGACACCGUUCACGGACGUUGCUCACGAGAUUUGGGAAACGACGCACGACCUCAUAUCGAUGUGGAAGGUCCAUUGGAGAGUCGUCAUCACGAAGUGCGGGCCGAUGGAGGCAGAUGAGAUGGACUUCUGGACCGGUCUCGCCCAAACGGAAUCCAAAGCCAGGGUCAGCUUGGUCCUGAUGACGGUGGACACGAGCCCGUCGCUCCAGCUGAUCCCGCCCGCCGUCCGGCUCAACCCAUCCGUAUCGGCGACUUUUUACACCACGCCAGCCUCCACGCCGCAGGCCAGCAUCCUCUCCCCCGAGCAGAGCGGCAACCCCCCCACGCCCGCCAACGCACCCACGCCUGGCGGCGACACCAACGCAGCAGCAGCCGACGGCGCCGCGGCGGACGGCAUCCUCGUCGAUGUCAUGGACCAGUCGUGGGGCUGCGUGCUCAGCCACAAGCUCAACAACACCACAUCCCCGACAGAGAUCAACCCGUCCCUCUUCAGCGGCUACCUCAUCAAGCGCGGAGGCACGAAGAUCGAGGACCCACCCGUGGUCAUGGAGGUCAAUGUCGUGUACAGCGAGGGCGGGAACCCGAGGCAGCACGAGGGUUUACUGCGCGAGAUGUUGGGGCAUUUUAGGGCGUUGGGGACGUUGGCGAGGGUUAGGGGCGUGGCGGAUAGGGAGGGGGACGUGAGGCCUUGGCAUGUUGCGGCUGCUGAGAAGGCUGUUAGGGCAUUGUACUUGUUGAUGUGA